AUGGAGACCAGGAAGCGACUGGCCAAAAUCGUGUUGGUUUUCGUGGGCCUCUUCGCCCUCUGCUGGUUCCCCAACCAUGUGCUAUACCUCUACCGCUCCUUCAACUACAACCAGAUCGACUCAUCGCUGCCCCAUCUGAUCAUCACCCUGCUGGCCCGCGUGCUCAGCUUCUCUGGCUCCUGCGUCAACCCGUUCGCCCUCUACCUGUUGAGCGAGAGCUUCCGCAGGCACUUCAACAGCCACCUAUGCUGCCGGAGAAGGCCCCGGCACGAGCGCAGCACCAGCUACCUGCAGAGCACCUCGGCUAUACGGAUGACCUCCAUCAAGAAAAACACCACAUCCACCCUCAACGGACCAGGAGUCAAACAAGAGGUCUCCUUGUAA
This is a messenger RNA of Paramormyrops kingsleyae, 384 nucleotides long. Lineage: Eukaryota; Metazoa; Chordata; Actinopteri; Osteoglossiformes; Mormyridae. The record is from RefSeq and is a predicted model, not a curated record.